Molecule: messenger RNA, 2472 nt
Organism: Entelurus aequoreus (snake pipefish)
Lineage: Eukaryota; Metazoa; Chordata; Actinopteri; Syngnathiformes; Syngnathidae
Gene: mpnd
Product: MPN domain containing
Biological process (GO): double-strand break repair
Cellular component (GO): BRISC complex; BRCA1-A complex
Molecular function (GO): metallopeptidase activity; polyubiquitin modification-dependent protein binding
Source: RefSeq, a predicted model, not a curated record
CAUUCCUCCGAGAAAGACAUGACCGUCCCAUAGCUCGACCGCCGCAUUGUUUCCAUUAAUGGUUUAUUUUCACUCAUUAUCACCAUGCAGGUCGUUCUUUUGUGACUCUUUCGGUCUUUGGGUGUUUUAAGGCUAGUAAUUACCGUAAAUAAUGUCAGCUGGCGCGCCGGGCAAGCGAAAAGGAGGAAGAAGAAAGGGGAGGGGAGCUGACAUUAAAGCAACACAACAAGGAAACUACACUGCCUUCAUUUUAUCUUCAAUAAUGGCCUCGACCACGACGCGGCUCCCCCUUUAAAGACCGCAAACACUUCCAUUCACACUGGAGCUCAACGACCGAGCCCGCUCGGCAUCGAGUGCCGAGUUGGAGCGACUUGUUCCCAGCGUCCUCGGAGCCAUGAUGGAGCCGCCCAGUUCGCCACAAGCGGUGGAGGACGGAGGUGAGGAGGACGAGGACGAGCUGAGCGGAGGCGAAGAGGCCGACCUGCGCUCCACCUCGGGCCGCGGCUCCUUGCUCACCCGUAGAGGCAUCACGCUGCGAGUGCUCCUGAAGGACGGCCUGGUGGAGCCCGGUGACGGCGCCCUGGCCAUUCACUACUUGGGUAAGAACUUUAUAGGGGACCUGUUGAACGACGGGAAAAUCCGCUGGGUGGAGACGGGUCAGAUCUUCAACUCGCCCAGUGCAUGGGCCACCCACUGCAAGCGCCUGGUCAACCCGGCCAAGAAGUCCGGCUGCGGCUGGGCGUCUGUGCGCUACCGGGGACAGAAGCUGGUGCAGUACAAGACCACCUGGCUGCACAAGUACCAGCCCAGUGCAGACAUGAGCCUGGUGAGUGAGGAGGAUGAUGACGAGGAUGAAGAGGAAGGGAAAUCAGCUGUGCUGGCCGAUGAGAAGAACAAAAACAAUAAACCUGGAGGGCUACAUGAUGUUCUCGCGCCACGUAGAACAGACCGAGAGAGAAUUCCUGUCAGAUAUGGUUCUUUGGGCACCAGGGAUGCUGCCAGAGACCCUCACACGCUGGUGGAACUGUCGGCCUUUUCAGCCAUCAACAGAUUCCAGCCUUUCAACGUGGCCGUGUCCAGUAACGUGCUGCUGCUCAUGGACUUCCACUGUCACCUGACCACCAGUGAGGUGGUGGGAUAUUUGGGAGGACGGUGGGACACAAACACACAACUGCUCACCAUCUUGCGGGCCUUUCCUUGUCGGACCAGACUGGCUGACAGAGACGCUGCCUCUGCUGUUGAGGAGGAGAUCUGCCAGAACUGUUUCAUGCGCGGCUUGUCUCUGGUGGGCUGGUACCACAGUCACCCGCGAGGCCCAGCCUUACCCUCCCUGCAGGACAUCGACUCCCAGAUGGACCACCAGCUGAGGCUGCAGGGCUCCAACAACGGCUUCCAGCCCUGCCUGGGCGUCAUCUGCGGACCGUACUACCACGGCAAUCAAGGCGUGGCCUCCACCAUAACGCCAUUCUGGGUGCCACCACCUGAGCAAAGACCCAACGACUACGGCAUACCAGUGGCUGUGGAGGUCACCUACGUGCAAGACAACUUCCUCACCAGUGAUGUCCUCAACGAGAUGAUGCUGCUGGUGGACUACUACAAAGCUGCUCCUGACCUGGUCCACUUCAGUCAGUACUGGUGUCCUGAUACCACCAUGAUGGACAAGAUCAAGGGCUCUCUGAGCUGCCACGCCCCUAAGGAUCAAGCCUACUGUCAGAUCUUGGAGCACGUCUACAGUCAGCUGAGUGGCGUACAGGUGCCUUGAUGACACUUACUGUGAGUGCUAGUAAGAAAAGCCCACACACGGACAGCUCCAUGUCAACUGUUGUAAACUUUUCUCCAUGUGCCAUACCUUUUUUUUAAUUUAUUAUAGAGCACAGAACAUUGAUUCACAUUUCUAACCAAUACACACUGGAUUUAUUUAAAUCAAUUGUCUUUCUGUUGUAUUUAAACAAACAAAAGAAAUAUAGAUUCAAUUGUUUUUGUCUGUUUAUUGUAAGAAGUGUGGCGUCAGGAAAGAAGCACAUAAAAUACAUCGAUAAUAGACAAAUGCAUGGCAUUAAAUCCAUAGCAAGUAAAAACUUUUACAGGGCAUUAUAAUAAUAAUAAUAAUAAUAAAAGGACUACAUGCAUGUUUUAAGGGUUUGGAUAUAAAAAUAGUAAUAUUUUUAAGACUGACUAAAAACAAAACAUAGCCUUUUAUAACCAUACAAUGUAUGUCUUUUUUCCUAAACAUCCAAAUCAAUGCAAAGUAACGAGUGAAAAAAACGUUAGUCUUGUGUGUGCGCGGGAAAACAGUCUUGUAGUGUUUGUAGACGUUACACAGCAAAGUGCCACUUUGUUUAUUACAACUGAAGGACAGCCAUAAGUAGCUUUGUUAGCUUUUGGGGUCAUUAGUCACUCCUCCUGGUUCCAAAUAAAAGCCAGCAAUGAUUUGUUUGUUCCAAAGAGCUACAUUGCUGAGUCCACAUGUAA